This is a messenger RNA of Prorocentrum cordatum, 1209 nucleotides long. NCBI's taxonomy places the organism in Eukaryota, Dinophyceae, Prorocentrales, Prorocentraceae. The record is from the annotation of a GenBank genome assembly.
AUGGCGCGGGCCGCGGCGGCCGGCGCUCGUGCCGCGGUGCUCGCCGCCUCCCUCCUCGCGGAGGCGAGGCCGGCGGCGCCUGCGGCGCUGCGGCGCGCGGGGGCCCCCGCAGAGCGCGCCCGAGGCAGAGCCGAUAGUUCUCGACCGUAUCCGAAAGUUUUCAACCGUACCAGACCUCCAGGGGUCCGCGCGUCAAAAAAGUUGCAGCGCCAGAUGUUUUGGGGCGCUGCCAGAGGGCGCUGGCGGCUGCCCUCCGGCUGGCGGCAGGCGCUGGGAGAGGAAAUGGACACGGAUUACUUCAAAGAGCUGCGGGCGUUCGUCGAUGGGGAGAGGGCGGCAGGCAAAGAGGUCUAUCCGCUGCCGGAGGACAUGUUCAACGCCUUCGCGAGAUGUGAUCUACCAGAUGUCAAGGUUGUCAUCCUGGGCCAGGACCCAUACCAUGGCCCUGGCCAAGCGCAUGGUCUCAGCUUCUCAGUGCAGCAAGGAUGCAAAAUACCGCGGAGUCUCUCCAACAUCUUCAAGGAGCUGGAGGAAAUCCGGUGCCCAAGCAUUCGCGCAGGACGACGUGGGGGUACUGCCGCCAACGCACGGCGAUCUCACCGCGUGGGCCGAGCAGGGCGUGCUGCUCCUCAACGCGGCCCUCACCGUGGAGCGCGGGCGGCCCCUGUCGCACGCCGGGCGCGGCUGGGAGCGCUUCACGGACGCGGCGGUGCGCGCCGUCAGCGAGCUGCGGGAAGGCGUGGUCUCCUGCUCUGGGGCAGGCACGCCCAGAAGAAGGCCUCGGCGGUCGACGAGGGCCGCCACAGGGUGCUCGUCGCGGCGCACCCCAGCCCGCUGUCCGCGCGGCGCGGCUUCUUCGGCUGCGGCCACUUCUCGGCGGCCAACGCCCACCUGCGGGCCCGCGGCGCGGCUCCCAUCGACUGGCGCCUGGCGGCCCCCGCCGGGCAGCCGCGGGGCGUGCGGGGCAACGGGCCCGCGGACGGCUGCCAGCAGGACGGCCAGGGCGGCGGAGGAGACGACCGUCACGACGGGGACAAAGACGACGAGCAGAACGUGGAGGGCGACGCGAACGAAGACGACUCGCAGAACGAGCUGGACGCCGACAGCGGCCACGGCGCGAUGGCCGAGCGCCUCGCUGGCGCGGUCCAUUGUGAGGCGGUAUUGUUUGCUGCCUUUGAUGCUGGAACCCUUAUGGCCUACAACCACUAG